AUGGGUACGCACAUUUCCAAAGUUAAAAGUGUCGAUUUGGACUCGUGGACAGAUGACCAAAUUGAAAGCAUGGUGCAGUGGGGCAACGACAAGUGUAAUGGCUAUUGGGAGGAGAAAUUACCCGCGGGGUAUGUACCAGAUCAAUCCAAGAUUGAAAACUUCAUCAAGACGAAAUACGACUUGAAGAAAUGGUGCAGUUCUGCUACCAGACCUGAUCCUAAUGGCGUCAAGGUUGCAAAACCUAGUGCCAGUACAACCGCGGUUAAACCUCGAGCCGAGCCUCCGAAAGGUAAAGCUAGUCCCGUUUCAACAACAUUGGGAGAUUUGGUAGGCGGUGGUGACGAUGACGAUGAUUUUGGCCAUUUUACAACGUCCAAAACCAGUAAUGCUAAACCUGCUGCACAAAGAAACUCAACCCCAGUCACGCCACGUGUUUCAUCCCAAUCUAAUGGUGGAACACCUCAACCACUUCAAUCGGCACAAUCUACUGGCGGCAGCAUUGCCAGCAACUCGAGGCCAGACUUGAAAAAAUCAAUUCUUUCGUUAUACGCAUCGCCUUCACCAUCUAAUAGCUACCUUCCUCAAAGAAACAAUGUACAAACUAGUGCCAAUUUAUCCGACUCGUUAUCGGGACUUCUGUUUCAACAUUCAAACUCAAUGUCGAAUUUAUAUAACAGCAACAACAGCAACAACAGCAACAACAUUAACGGAGCCGCAAUCAAUGGAUUCAACAGGAGCUCCACGGCGUCACUAAACAAACCACAGCCUCCGCCACCGGCAAACAAAUGGGCUAAUGAGUGGACUAACAACAACGACUCGUCAACAUCAUCGAUUGCCUCGGCUCCAGCUGCCUCGGGAUUGAGUUUAGAUGACGAUUUGUUCAAAAACGUCUGGAAUUAA
Lodderomyces beijingensis is the source of this 900-nucleotide messenger RNA. The record is from the annotation of a GenBank genome assembly. NCBI's taxonomy places the organism in Eukaryota, Fungi, Ascomycota, Pichiomycetes, Serinales, Debaryomycetaceae.